This is a messenger RNA of Mus musculus (house mouse), 6745 nucleotides long. RefSeq names its product contactin associated protein-like 1 (gene Cntnap1). The transcript is spliced from 25 exons. Gene Ontology annotation, biological process: protein localization to juxtaparanode region of axon; cell junction assembly; postsynaptic density organization. NCBI's taxonomy places the organism in Eukaryota, Metazoa, Chordata, Mammalia, Rodentia, Muridae. Gene Ontology annotation, cellular component: paranode region of axon; glutamatergic synapse; membrane. The record is from RefSeq and is a predicted model, not a curated record. Bases 1527 to 5684 code for a protein of 1385 amino acids.
UCUGGCAGCGGCCCAACCGAAUAGGCCUCCUCAUCGUACCCGGAGUAAAGUCCCCAGGAGACCUGGUGGCAUCAAAAUGAGAAGAGGGACCGUAUUCUUGCUAGUGUGCCCUGAACAGGCAGUUAAGCUUCGCUUGCAGUCUCUCUAACUCUGCUUCCAGCUUCCUGGAUGACCUUGAGCAGCCACCGGCUUUUUCUGGACGCCACUUCCUAAAUGUGUUUUACCCGGUGUAGAAAAGCCCCGUUCAGCCCACCUGGCAAGCUAGCAGUGAGCACUGUUGAAACCGUGCAAGAUAAUAGACAACAGAAACAUCUAACUCGCCCUAGAGCAAGCAUUUGUAUUAUUAAUAAAUCUCAGCGCUUCUGUUCGCUUUGCAGUGCCCUCUCCUGGAAAGUAAGUCAGAUGCAGGGCUUUGCUUCAGCCCUGGACCCUAGACUUCAAGCUUAGGCUAAAGGGGCUUCUGUUUCCUUUCCCUUCUCUCCUCCCCACCCUACUGUUAGAGCACAGAUGUAUUGAAAACAUUCACACCAAAGGGGUCUUAGGUAGGAUUUGUAGGCUCCUCACAGGUGCUAGAUGACAGAGGCCUGCUGUCAGGCAGGGAACCCCAUCCCUUUCCCCUUCCCCACCCUCUCUGCAACCCUUCUCCCCCUCCCUGCCCCGACUCCCACCUGCUCUGUGGGCUUGGUCCCCAUCUCUGGCUACAAGGGUUUCUGAGGUACAGCCACAGAGGCUAAAGUUAAAUAACUAGCGGGGGCAGGAAGGAAGGGGUGGGGAGGAGGGCCAAGGAGGAGGGUUCACGUUUCCAUCCCACCUUGCCCGAUUUCUAUCUAGUCAAAGGAAAAGGAAUGCUUGCAUGGUCUUGCACAAGUUUUGUUUUCCUCUGAGCCUUCGCUGUGUAAAGUACAGUAAGAUGAAAGCACGGAGUUGACAGUUACAAAGGUGUCCAGCACUGAGCCAGGAGCACGAUUCACCUUCAGAAAACAUUUUUAUUUUUAUUUAUUUUAUUUAUUUUUUUUUUAGAUUUUAAAUUUGCCCUUCAUUCCAUCUCUAGGUGUCCUUCUUCAAAGCUUUUUCCUUUUCAUGAAAAUGCUAGGCUCACCUCGCCUCCUCUGACUUCUCUUUUUUACCACCCUGUAGCCCCAGUCCUUGUCAGCCUUGGGUUAAUUGGGGGUAUUUCCCAACGGCAGGUUGUCUACCCCGCCCUUUCGUAAUAGGGCUGAGGCAUGCGCUUGCGCGGGGUCCAGGAAAAAACGUGCGUGCCAGGAGAAAGGCUGGGGGAAGGGGGCAGAGAGAGGGAGGGAGAGGGAGGGAGAGAAGGAGAGAGAGAGAGAGAGAGAGAGAGAGAGAGAGAGAGAGAGAGAGAGAGAGAGAGAGAGAGAGAUUGGGGGUAGGAGAGAGGGAAGGGUGGAUAAGGACGGAAAAAAGCUUUGGUCAGCCGUGAACCCAGGAGAAAAGCUGGGGGCCUGAGCCAGAACGGGAGCCCUAGCGGCGCAACAAGGCUGACACCCAGCGUUGGUCAGCUCCGCAUGAUGAGUCUCCGGCUCUUCAGCAUCCUGCUCGCCACGGUGGUCUCUGGAGCUUGGGGCUGGGGCUACUACGGUUGCAAUGAGGAGCUGGUGGGGCCUCUGUAUGCACGGUCUCUGGGCGCUUCUUCCUACUAUGGACUCUUUACCACAGCCCGCUUUGCCCGGCUACAUGGCAUCAGUGGAUGGUCGCCCCGGAUUGGGGACCCGAAUCCCUGGCUGCAGAUCGACUUAAUGAAGAAGCAUCGGAUCCGGGCUGUGGCCACACAGGGAGCUUUUAAUUCUUGGGAUUGGGUCACACGUUACAUGCUGCUCUACGGGGACCGUGUGGACAGCUGGACACCAUUCUACCAAAAAGGGCACAAUGCGACCUUCUUCGGGAAUGUCAAUGACUCGGCAGUGGUCCGCCAUGACCUUCACUACCACUUUACGGCUCGCUACAUCCGCAUCGUGCCACUGGCCUGGAACCCACGCGGCAAGAUUGGCCUGAGGCUGGGCAUCUAUGGUUGUCCCUACACAUCCAGCAUCCUGUAUUUUGACGGCGACGAUGCCAUCUCAUACCGCUUCCAGCGAGGCGCCAGCCAAAGUCUUUGGGACGUGUUCGCUUUUAGUUUCAAGACAGAGGAGAAGGAUGGGCUGUUGCUGCACACCGAGGGCUCCCAGGGGGAUUAUGUGACGCUUGAACUGCAAGGGGCGCACCUGCUGCUGCACAUGAGCCUGGGCAGCAGUCCCAUCCAGCCAAGACCUGGUCACACCACGGUGAGCCUUGGUGGCGUUCUUAACGACCUAAGCUGGCACUAUGUGCGGGUGGAUCGAUAUGGCCGAGAUGCAAAUUUCACCCUGGAUGGUUACGCCCAUCACUUUGUGCUCAACGGCGACUUUGAAAGGCUGAAUCUUGAAAAUGAGAUAUUCAUCGGGGGUCUAGUGGGCGCAGCCCGUAAGAACCUGGCCUACCGCCAUAACUUCCGUGGCUGCAUAGAAAACGUGAUCUACAACCGGAUCAACAUUGCAGAAAUGGCAGUGAUGCGCCAUUCGCGGAUCACCUUUGAGGGUAAUGUGGCUUUCCGUUGCUUGGAUCCCGUUCCACACCCCAUCAACUUCGGAGGCCCUCACAACUUCGUCCAAGUGCCUGGCUUUCCACGCCGAGGACGCUUAGCCGUCUCUUUUCGUUUCCGCACCUGGGACCUCACAGGGCUGCUCCUUUUCUCCCACUUGGGGGACGGGCUGGGUCAUGUGGAGCUGAUGCUUAGCGAAGGGCAAGUGAAUGUAUCCAUCGCGCAGACUGGCCGCAAGAAGCUUCAGUUUGCUGCUGGGUACCGCCUGAAUGAUGGCUUCUGGCACGAGGUGAACUUUGUGGCACAGGAAAACCAUGCAGUCAUCAGUAUUGAUGAUGUGGAAGGGGCAGAGGUCAGGGUUUCAUACCCACUGCUGAUCCGCACAGGGACUUCAUACUUCUUUGGUGGUUGUCCCAAACCAGCCAGUCGAUGGGGCUGCCACUCCAACCAGACAGCAUUCCAUGGCUGCAUGGAGCUGCUCAAGGUGGACGGUCAACUGGUCAACCUCACUCUGGUAGAGUUUCGGAAGCUCGGUUAUUUUGCUGAGGUCCUCUUUGACACAUGUGGCAUCACAGACAGAUGCAGCCCUAACAUGUGUGAGCAUGACGGACGAUGCUACCAGUCUUGGGAUGACUUCAUCUGCUACUGCGAACUUACCGGCUACAAGGGAGUUACCUGCCACGAACCAUUGUACAAGGAGUCCUGUGAGGCCUAUCGGCUCAGUGGGAAAUAUUCUGGAAACUACACCAUUGAUCCUGAUGGCAGUGGACCCCUGAAGCCGUUUGUGGUGUAUUGUGACAUCCGAGAGAACCGAGCGUGGACAGUUGUGCGGCAUGACAGGCUGUGGACCACUCGAGUGACUGGUUCCAGCAUGGACCGGCCCUUUCUGGGGGCCAUCCAAUACUGGAAUGCCUCCUGGGAGGAAGUCAGCGCUCUGGCCAAUGCUUCCCAACACUGUGAGCAGUGGAUCGAGUUUUCCUGCUACAAUUCCCGGCUGCUCAACACUGCAGGAGGCUACCCCUACAGCUUUUGGAUUGGCCGCAAUGAGGAACAGCAUUUCUACUGGGGAGGCUCCCAGCCUGGGAUCCAGCGCUGUGCCUGUGGGCUGGACCAGAGCUGUGUGGACCCUGCACUGCACUGCAAUUGUGAUGCCGACCAGCCACAGUGGAGAACAGACAAGGGGCUCCUGACCUUUGUAGACCAUCUGCCUGUCACUCAGGUAGUGGUAGGUGAUACAAACCGCUCAAAUUCUGAAGCUCAGUUCUUCCUGAGGCCUCUGCGCUGCUAUGGUGACCGCAAUUCCUGGAACACCAUCUCCUUCCACACUGGAGCUGCACUGCGUUUCCCUCCGAUCCGAGCCAACCACAGCCUCGAUGUCUCAUUCUACUUCAGGACCUCGGCUCCCUCGGGUGUCUUCCUAGAGAACAUGGGGGGUCCUUUCUGCCGGUGGCGCCGACCUUACGUGAGAGUGGAGCUCAACACAUCCCGGGAUGUGGUCUUUGCCUUUGAUAUUGGCAAUGGGGAUGAGAACCUGACAGUGCACUCGGAUGACUUUGAGUUUAACGAUGAUGAGUGGCAUUUGGUCCGAGCUGAAAUCAACGUGAAGCAGGCCCGGCUGCGAGUGGAUCACCGGCCCUGGGUGCUAAGGCCCAUGCCCCUGCAGACCUACAUCUGGCUGGUGUAUGACCAACCCCUCUAUGUGGGAUCUGCAGAGCUUAAGAGGCGCCCUUUUGUGGGCUGCUUGAGGGCCAUGCGUUUGAAUGGAGUGACUCUGAACUUGGAGGGCCGUGCCAAUGCCUCUGAGGGCACCUUCCCCAACUGCACCGGCCACUGCACCCACCCCCGGUUCCCCUGUUUCCACGGAGGACGCUGUGUGGAGCGAUACAGCUACUACACAUGUGACUGUGACCUCACAGCUUUUGAUGGGCCAUACUGCAAUCACGAUAUUGGUGGAUUCUUUGAGACCGGCACAUGGAUGCGCUAUAACCUCCAGUCAGCACUGCGCUCUGCAGCCCGGGAGUUCUCACACAUGCUGAGCCGGCCAGUGCCGGGCUAUGAGCCUGGCUAUGUUCCAGGCUACGACACUCCUGGUUACGUGCCUGGAUACCACGGCCCUGGGUACCGACUGCCCGAGUACCCGAGGCCCGGCCGGCCAGUGCCCGGGUAUAGGGGGCCUGUCUACAAUGUUACUGGAGAGGAGGUCUCCUUCAGCUUCAGCACCAACUCUGCUCCUGCCGUCCUGCUCUAUGUCAGCUCCUUUGUACGUGACUACAUGGCUGUGCUCAUCAAGGAAGACGGGACCCUACAGCUUCGGUAUCAGUUGGGCACCAGUCCCUAUGUGUACCAGCUAACCACCCGGCCAGUGACUGAUGGUCAGCCCCAUAGUGUCAACAUCACCCGGGUCUACCGAAACCUCUUUAUCCAGGUGGACUACUUCCCGCUGACAGAACAGAAGUUCUCUCUCCUGGUGGACAGCCAGCUGGACUCACCCAAGGCCUUGUAUCUAGGGCGUGUGAUGGAGACAGGAGUCAUUGACCCAGAGAUUCAGCGGUACAACACCCCAGGUUUCUCAGGCUGCCUGUCUGGUGUCCGGUUCAACAAUGUGGCUCCUCUCAAGACCCAUUUCCGAACCCCUCGGCCCAUGACUGCUGAGCUGGCGGAGGCCAUGCGGGUUCAAGGAGAACUGUCAGAAUCUAACUGUGGAGCUAUGCCACGCCUUGUCUCUGAGGUGCCACCAGAACUUGAUCCCUGGUACCUGCCUCCAGAUUUCCCAUACUACCAUGACGACGGAUGGAUUGCCAUACUCUUAGGUUUUUUGGUGGCCUUCCUGCUGCUGGGGCUUGUGGGAAUGCUGGUGCUGUUCUAUCUGCAAAAUCAUCGAUACAAGGGCUCCUACCACACCAACGAGCCCAAGGCCACCCACGAUUCCCAUCCUGGCGGCAAAGCUCCCCUCCCUCCCUCAGGCCCUGCCCAGGCCCCUGCCCCUACUCCAGCUCCCACACAGCUUCCAACCCCAGCCCCAGCCCCAGCCCCAGCCCCAGCCUCUGGCCCAGGCCCCAGAGACCAGAACCUCCCCCAGAUCUUGGAGGAGUCCAGGUCUGAAUGAGUCACAAGGGCUUCAGGGACCAAGGCCAACUCCUCUAAGUCCCCUCAGCUCCUGCCUUCCCCCUCCCUUGCCAGGGACAUUUGGCUCUUCUAAGCAGGCUCUGUUCACCAGGAGGAUUCCCCUCUUGCCAAGUUUGGUGCGCAGAGCUACAGAUGGGACCAAAGGGAGUGGCCGAGCCUCACUGCCUAAACCAAUGCCCUGCUCAUCCCUCUACCCCCCCCCCCACCCGCCCCCAGCUCCAGACUGUUUGCCUGCCCUACAGGAGAAAGCCCAUGAUGCUGAGACAGGCCUUUCCUGCCAUCUCUGUCCCAGCUGCUGGCAAGGAUUAACAACGAAGGGCAGGGGAGAUGAACUGCCUCCCUUCCUGUGUACACUAUCAGCAGGGACAGAUGUGGGGGAUCGAGAGGCUGCUAAAACACACCCUGGAGCCUCCCCUCCUCCUCCUGCCCUGCUGACCGGCUGUCUUCCAUCUGCUUCCUCUCAGCUGGGGCUGAGGGAAGAACUUCACCACCCCCACCCCCACCUCACUCAACCCUUUUUGUUCUUACAGAGACAAGAGGCCUGCCUCAGUUUAGCACUUUAGUACCUCCACUGCUUCACUUGCUUCAGCCAAAGCCAUAAAAAGCCUGCCUGAGUAGAAAAGAUAAUGCAGAUGCCCUGCCUAGCCAGCCCUCUACUCUUCCACCCCUUUUCAAAAUAUGCAAUAGCCUUGGUGCCUGUGCGCAGGCCUGGCCCUCUCCAAUGCAUGAGGAGCCCUCCCCCCUCUGCUCAGAAAUGCUGCUGCGUUUACCCAGGAGGUCAUAUUCUUUAUAUAUAUUUCUUGUUGCAGAGUCUCUCUCCAGAGAACUAUAUAUUACUCUAAUUUUUUAAUUAUCUGUUUAUAUAUAAAAGAACUCAGUGGGCUGUCCUGUGCUAUGCCCAGUUUGUAGCGAGCUCCUUCUGUGUUUGAUGUCUCAUGAGUCCUGCCAGCCACUCACCCACGUGCUGGGCCUCCACUCUAGUGCAGGGCAGAGCCUGCUGUGCCCUCAACUGAGCAGGUUCAAUAAAGCAGCGUGGCAGAG